AUGCCCCGAACAUGCUUCUUGCAACCAUGCGCUCAGCGCCGGAAGUUCGACGAAGCAGAGUCGGUCCUUCGGCAGGCACUCUCCGAGUCCCCUUCGAACCCGCCCGCCCUCGUGUUGCUGGGGCGGGUGCGGGCCACGACCGGGAAGCUUGACGAGGCCGAAAAGCUCUACAGGGUCGCGCUGGAAGCGUCGCCGAGAAACGCUCCCGCCCACCACGCCCUGGCCAAGGUUUUCGCGUUCCAGCAAAGAUGGGCGGAAGCGAAGGAAUCGUUUGAGCGAUCGCUGGAGGCCGACGCCGACAACGCCGAGGCCUGGUUGGGCCUGGGAAGGGUCUGCAUGGCCACGGGAAACGAGGAAGCUGCGGAGCGACACUACGCGAGGAGCCUGUCUCUGGACCCUUCGAACGCGCUUCUUCACUUCGACAUGGGCGUUCUUAGCUGCAAGAGAGGCCAGGUGGUUGCGGCAGACGAAGCGUUCGCGAGGGCGGGCGAGCUCAACCCCAAGCUGGACCUGACGGUAGUGGCUCAGGACCCCAACAAUGCGGUGCACCAGCUCGCCUACGGGGAACUGUGCGAGGCGCUCAAGGACGAGGAAGGCGCGGGAAACGCCUACGACGAGGCGUUAGGCAUUGACCCGGGGAUGGGCAAGGCCCACUUCCGGAAGGCGUUACUUCUGACGGGGACGGGAGUUACGAACCAGGCGGCGCUGUACGCUUUCGGCCUGAACGCGGAAGAAGCGAAGCGCCACCUGAGGGAGGCGGUGGCUUCCGGGGAGGAGGGGACGGCCAUCCCCGCGACGGAGGCGCUCAAGUGGUGUGAGAUGGAGGAACGAGAGGUGGAAGAGUGGGCCAACGCACUCCGAAAAGACCAGCAAAAAACAAAAGAAGGGCUUCCAGGAGAACGAAGAGACCGCCAAGGAGAAGGAGGAAUUGGUACCGCAAGUGACAAGGCCGGGCGACGCGAUGAGCCUGCAGGUGCAGGGGUAAAGCGAGAAGGGGCCCCGUCGGCGUGGGUGGAGGAGGCCGGGGGGUAUCUUUCCCUCCCGGAGGUGGAGAUUUCGGGUCCCGAAGAGUUCAUGGAGGCGUUUGUCAACAAGAGCAAGCCCGCCGUUAUCAAGGAUGGGUUUGCCCCUAAGGAGGCGUGGUCAUGGACGGCACUGUCGGAGAGGUUCGGGGACAGCGUGGUGCGAGUUAGCCUCAGCGAAACGGGAAGAUUCGACGGGCCGGAACCGGGAGACAUGUGGGGGCUCGCCCCCGAUGACGAGGUGCUCGUGCGGCCCCCCGCGACCUCGAUGGCGUUUUCCGACUUCGUGCGGCUGCUGAGGCAGGAAGAUAUCAAAGAGACGUUUUACCUUGAAUACUUGGCGCUGCACCAGUACCUGGGCACUCCAAUGGCGGUGGGUACUGCAGUAGAUGCUGCUCUCAGCGGGCUCGAGCUCCUCCUCACCAACAUUUGGGUAGGAAAAGGUGCGUACUUACUUGUCUCGAACCUGGGGAUAGUAACAGUAACGUACCUUAUCAUGAACCUCUGGCUAGGGAAAGGAGGAACGACGGCCGUCCUCCACUACGAUGACUACGAAAACCUCCUCUGCCAGGUUAGGGGCACGAAGGAGCUGGUGCUGUUCCCCCCCAAGGACCUGGAAAACCUGUACUACGUCGGCAGGAGGAAGGGCAAGCUCAAGUACCACUUCCCCGGCAAGUGGACAAGAGACGAGCUGGAUGGGCCGAACAAGGUGAUCUUCAGCUCUUCCGUUCGGCUUGACGACCCCGACUUCGAACGCCACCCAAGGUGCGCUUCGGGGUGGGUACAGCCGUGCGCUUCGGGGUGGGAGGGAGAUGUCCUCUACAUGCCGGCCUUCUGGCACCACGAGGUCCGAUCGUACCCAGACGCUGAAGAGGGCAACGUGGCCGUCAACUUCUGGUUCCGAAACGUCACGAGUUUCGCCGACGAGGAACGCGAAGUGCUUGGCAUCGGUGGCGAGCCGAGCCGGACCGAACCCUAAGAAGAUGUAAAGUCUCCCCAUCCGCUU
Messenger RNA from Ectocarpus sp. CCAP 1310/34, 2028 nucleotides. Lineage: Eukaryota; Phaeophyceae; Ectocarpales; Ectocarpaceae. The record is from the annotation of a GenBank genome assembly.